This is a messenger RNA of Gavia stellata (red-throated loon), 2140 nucleotides long. RefSeq names its product adrenoceptor beta 1 (gene ADRB1). The coding region runs from base 1 to 1287 and encodes 428 amino acids. Gene Ontology annotation, biological process: adenylate cyclase-activating adrenergic receptor signaling pathway; norepinephrine-epinephrine-mediated vasodilation involved in regulation of systemic arterial blood pressure; positive regulation of heart rate by epinephrine-norepinephrine. The transcript has a single exon. Gene Ontology annotation, cellular component: membrane. Gene Ontology annotation, molecular function: beta1-adrenergic receptor activity. NCBI's taxonomy places the organism in Eukaryota, Metazoa, Chordata, Aves, Gaviiformes, Gaviidae. The record is from RefSeq and is a predicted model, not a curated record.
AUGGGCGAUGGGUGGCUGCCGCCCGACUGCGGCUCCCAAAACCGCUCCGUCGCCGGCGGCGGGGUGACGGGGGCGCCGCCCGGGAGCAGGCAGCUGCCCGCCGAGCUGCUGUCGCAGCAGUGGGCGGUGGGCAUGAGCCUGCUGAUGGCCCUGGUGGUGCUGCUCAUCGUGGCCGGUAACGUGCUGGUGAUCGCGGCCAUCGGGUGCACACAGCGGCUGCAGACCCUCACCAACCUCUUCAUCACCUCGCUGGCCUGCGCCGACCUGGUGAUGGGGCUGCUGGUGGUGCCCUUCGGGGCCACGCUGGUGGUGCGGGGCACCUGGCUCUGGGGAUCCUUCCUCUGUGAGUGCUGGACCUCCCUGGACGUGCUCUGCGUGACGGCCAGCAUCGAGACCUUGUGCGUCAUCGCCAUCGACCGCUACCUGGCCAUCACCUCGCCUUUCCGCUACCAGAGCCUCAUGACCAAGGGUCGGGCCAAGGGCAUCAUCUGCACCGUGUGGGCCAUCUCCGCCCUGGUCUCCUUCUUGCCCAUCAUGAUGCAUUGGUGGCGGGACGAGGACCCCCAGGCGCUGGAGUGCUACCAGGACCCGGGCUGCUGCGACUUCGUCACCAACAGGGCUUACGCCAUCGCCUCAUCCAUCAUUUCUUUCUACAUCCCUCUCCUCAUCAUGAUCUUUGUGUAUCUCCGGGUGUACAGAGAGGCUAAGGAGCAGAUCAGGAAGAUCGAUAGGUGCGAGGGCCGGUUCUACGGCAGCCGCGAACAGCCACAGCCGCCCCCACCCCCUCACCCUCACCACCAGCCCAUCCUCGGCAACGGCCGAGCCAGCAAGCGCAAGAGCUCCCGCAUCAUGGCCAUGAAGGAGCAGAAAGCCCUCAAGACUUUGGGCAUCAUCAUGGGGGUGUUCACGCUCUGCUGGCUCCCUUUCUUCCUGGUGAACAUCGUCAACGUCUUCAACAGGGACCUGGUGCCGGACUGGCUCUUCGUUUUCUUCAACUGGCUGGGCUACGCCAACUCCGCUUUCAACCCCAUCAUCUACUGCCGCAGCCCCGACUUCCGUAAGGCCUUCAAGAGGCUGCUCUGCUGCCCCCGGAAAGCUGACCGGCGGCUGCAUGCCAGCGGCGGGGAGCUGGCCCGACUGCCCGGGGGCUUCAUCAGCACCGUGGGCUCCCCCGAGCGCAGCCUGGGAGGGACCUGGUCCGACUGCAACGGGGGCACGCGGGGCGGCAGUGAGUCCAGCCUGGAGGAGAGAAAUAGCAAAACGUCCGAUUCGGAGUCCAAGGUAUAGGGGAGGGCGGGGGGCUGUGUCGGUCCCGGGGCAGUGGGAAAGGCAGGCAGGGAGACGACAGGAGCAGAGAAAUCCCCGGCAGCUGCCCGGUCGUGAAGCUAAUGCCAGGCAAACCUGAUCCCUGUCUUAGCGGGGAGAGAGUGGGUGUUUACUUAGGAAUAAAAGCAGGUGAACUCGUAUGCGACAUACCUCAUCCGAAACUACAGCAGACAGGAAAGCCACUGACCGGAGAACAAAGAAAAGAAACAGCCCGUCUCAAAGAUAGCCAGCUUGUAUUUAGGAGAAGCGCUUUCGGAGGGGGCUGCGGCAGCAGUGCCCUUCGCUCGGGUGAGUUGUCCCAGGACCGUGCUGGUGGUUGAACCUGAGCGUGGCGGUGCUGGCGUUUGGCCGCCGAGUUGGGCUGCAGCCGCGGUCCCAGACGUCCCCAGCCUCGCCCGGGGCUGUCAGACACCCCAGGUUUCAUUCCCUCACCCACAGCACCGGGCGGUUUUUGGGGAGGCACAGCGUCCGUGCUGCAGGUGCUCCGUGCGGAGAGUACGGACCCGCGGGCAAGAUGAGUUUUAAGCUCGGUGUAGCUGUGCUCGCUUCUUCCGCAGAGUAGCGAUGGAGAAAAAAGUGAGUAAUGAGGAGGACAGGUAUAUUUUGAAAGGGAAAAAAACCCCGACCCACACUCUUGUGCUUUUUCCCUCUGCAUCAGCAAGCAGUGAGUUACUGUGCUUAUCUCCUUCGGCCAGACAAUAGCAGUCAGGCUGAGAAACUUCUACCUCAAACUGUGCAUAUUGUACAGGGGAAUAAACUGACCGUGUUUAUAUUAAACAGCGUAUUUACAUACCACUAACAGUAUUUUAUGAAA